Messenger RNA from Schistosoma spindalis, 4425 nucleotides. Lineage: Eukaryota; Metazoa; Platyhelminthes; Trematoda; Strigeidida; Schistosomatidae. The record is from the annotation of a GenBank genome assembly.
AUGUUCAUUAAAAGUAAAUUGACUGGAUGUAAAAUUGAAUUAAUCGAUUGUUUUGGUGAACAUCAAUCACAAUUAUUUUAUAAUCGGAUACGAAUACAUAAUCCAUGUUGGAAUAAAUAUGGUAAAUCACAAUUUGAUGUAAAAUUAGGUUAUACAAUACCAUUAGAUUUAAGUAAUGAUAAAAAAAUACCAAUUCUAUGUACACCUAUACAUUUCUUUCAACGUUUAUAUGACAAACAACAAGGUCAUCAUCAUCAUCAACAACAACAGCAGCAACAACAGAAUCGAAAUUCAACUAGUGGAUAUAUUCAAUCAAAACAAAGUGUUAUAGAUAAUACAGAUUCUAAUGUUGUCAAUCGUAAUAACAAAGGAACUACUGGAUUAGUCAUUCAAUCUAUAAAUGAUUCUUGUAAGGAAUUAUCAAAUUCACUGACGAAUAAAAUUGAUACAGUGGAAAAUGUAUCUAAUGAUAAUUUUAUAACAAAUGAUGCUUUAGCUACAAUACGUGUAUAUUUUCCUGUGAAAUUAAUGCAAUCGGCAAAUGAAUUAAAAAUUAGUUCAGAUCUUAAAAAACGAUUUCAUCUUUUACCGCAUUUACAUGAAUUCGUCGCAUAUCCAGAAUUAUUAACACUAUCCAUAGAUCAAUUGAGUACGUGUAUUUUAAAAGGUUUAUCGAUGGUACAAUCGUUGAUUCAAUGUACUCUGUCAGUGCCAAAAGAAUUGUACAUGUUGCAAAAGGAUCAGUCAACACUACAUAAAUCAGUGAAUAACACUAACGGCAACGAUAAUGAUAAUGCUAACAAGAUUCCAAAAGCCGAUGAAAAUAAUGAAUCUACAUCACCACAAGAGAACCGUUUUAUAAUUGUCAAUCGUGGUAUUUACAAUCGACUGAAUGCACUGAUUCAAAUACAGAAUACAGAAAAAAUGAUAAUAAUGCCAAAACGUAUUCAAUGGUCAUUAGGUUUGAUUAAUAACCGUAAAAAUUCUUCAUUAAAUCAGAAAUUUAUCGAUUGUAAUAAUUUAAUGACCUCCUCAUCAUCACAACUAACUAAUAAAACCAGUCGUUCUACAUCCUCUCUUGAUAAAGAAUUAUUGGCUAAUAGUGAUGAUAAACAUAACGAUGAAAAUAUUAUCCAUAAUUCUAAUCAAAGCAGAGCUGACAAUCAUGACGAAGUCAUUAACAAUAAUUUCUGUAAUGGUUAUCUAAGAGAUUGGGUUGGAUUGUCGAUUUCUGAUCAUGACGACGAUUUUAAUCACAAUUAUCAACAUCAAAGUCACGUGAACUGUCCAACAAUGAAUAGGACAUUAAAUAACACAUCGUCAUCAUCAUUGUCAUCUGUUAAUGGUAAUGAUAAUUCCAGUAUUAGAGAUUAUUCAUCUGUUACAGAACGUUCGUUAUGUAUGGUAAAAACAAAUGAUCAUUCAAUCACGACUAAUAAUAAUAAUAAUAAUGCAAUGAAUAGUAUUAGAAUUGCUUUUGUUCGUCGUGAGUCAUCUGAAUGCGGUGAUGCAAUAGCUUCGUGUUUUCUUCAAAAUAAACAUUUACCUGCUAAACUGCGUAGAUCACGACUUCGUGGAACGGAUAGCUUAGUUAUUAAAUUCAAAAGACACACUCUUUCAAGCAAUUAUUAUCCUAGUGAAUUAGUUCCUAAUUCUAUUGUGCAAUAUAAUGAACAGUUAAAUUGUGAUAAAUUUUUCAAUCCUAAUACUAUUUUUAUGACUACCAAUAAUACUUCUACCAUUACGACUAUUAACACGAGUAGUAGUAAUGAUAGUAGUAGUAAUAAUACUCACAAUAACAGUACUGAAAAACGUAUGCGCUGUGAUCAAAAUAAAAUUUUAUGUAUUUUAACUUCACCUCUUAACUAUUCGUCAAAUUAUUAUCCAAGAAAUACAUGUUAUGAUAGCUAUCAGAAUCAUCCUCAUCAUUAUCAUCAUAAUAAUCGUCUAUUAUCUCCAACUACACUGACCACAUCAUCUAUUGCAUCUCGAGUGAAAUGGGGAGCAAAUUUAACAUUGUUAUCUAAUUCUCUUACAAAUAAUCAUGAUACCAAUGACAAUAUACAAACAAAUUAUCCCGUAAAUCAUCAAUAUGAUUCUGGAUCGAAUACAAAAGAAUUAAAUCAAUUUACCAAUGAAUUUAAUACAAAUAAAAAUUUUUUAACACCAUCAUUAUCGUCAUCUUCAUCGUCAACAGUGACGCUUAGAACUUGUCAACAUGAUUUAGAUAAGAUAAUUCUACAUCCCAGGCCUAGAAUACCACCGAAACGUUUAGAUUUAGCUAAUCAAGAUUUGGAAUUAGCUUUGAAAAGGAGCCUUAGUGAUUGUACAAUGCAGUCAUCUAAUAAGAAUUAUCACAAUAGUUCAAUCAAGAAAUCUUUGGCUUAUAAAGUGCGGUUAAAUAACCAACAUACUGGGAACAGGGAUUCAACAAAUAAAAAUCUUGCGCGUCGAACAAAAGCAGUCUUACGCUCAAAAAGAAAACGUCACAAAACAUUUACUAAUUCACGUCGUCAGAAAUCCAAGGCUGGUAAUGUUAAAGGCCAAAGACAUAAGUCUAGUGGAAAUUCUCCCAUUACUAAUCCAACAGACAAUAGUUUUGUUUCAAAUCAAUCACACAUUGUUUUAGAUGAUUCUGUAAUUAAUAAUUUGAAUGAGAAUGGUGAUCGACUGAUGAAUGACAACCUAUCACGUCUCCCAUUGCCAAAACUUACUUUGGCUAAAAAUAGUGUUGGUGAAUUUAAUGUAGUUGAAAAUCGUGAAGAGAACACUGGCAAGUUUCCUGAAAUAUGUGAUCGUAAAACUACUACUGAUAACAUAAUAGUUACUAGUAUGAGUAAUGGUAAUAUCGAUAAUUCAGUUCUGAAUAGCUGUCAGGCGAUAAUUAGUUCGUCGUCAUUAUCAUCAGCAUCAACAUCAUCUAAAUUUACAACAUGUAAAUCUUUAAAACGGAAAUCUGAUAAUAAACAGAGAGUAAAUUGUCUGAAUAAUGACAGAAUAGUGAAUAAAAUUUCUCAGAUCAAUUCGGAAGUUUUACAGGACUCUAAUGAUGUAGGUGAUAUUAAUAUUGAUGAAUUAGAGCACAGCUCUAGAACGGUUAUUAGCUCGGUAGAUAAGCUCGAACAAAUGACAACAACUACUGCCACAGGAUCUUUCAAAACUGAUGAGCAAUAUUCUACAUUUACAACGAAUUAUGAAUAUACACCUGUCAUGAAUUGUAUUGUAUCGAAUAAAUCUACUGCAGAUUCAACAAACCUAUCGUCAGUGUCACCUCAGCAAACAAUACAGUGGGAAAUUCCGAAAUUCACUAGUUUGACUGAUAAUUCCACUGCAUUGGGAUUUGUACAAUCUGUAGUACAUAAUACAUUAGUUAAUCCUUCUUUUACCAUAACAACAACAUCAACCACACCUAGUCAAAUCUCCUGUGGUCAAUCCAUAAAUUUCACUAAUCAACAUCAAAAUAUUUCACAUUUAUCUCCAAUUCAUCCUGUUACCAUGUGGAGUCGUCUAACCAAUCCUUUACCAGCUCCAGAUCCUCCAACAAAACUAUUUAAUACUAAACGUGUUCCAUUUCAACAUCUUCCUCAGCUUACUCCUACUAUUAAUAAUCAUAAAUUUCAACAAUUCCCAGUGGUUGGAUCGGGUAAUUCUAUUUGUAACACUCAAGGAAUUCCACAAACACUAGUCACAAACCAUUUGCCUUAUCAUAUAGCAUCGAACUCCACGACUAUUCCAACCGAUUCAAUUGUUCACUUGCCUACUGAUGCAUACCUAAAACAAAAUACGAAUACUAAUGUAGUGGGCUUGGCUACAAAUCCUUUGCAAUAUUCAACAUUGUGUAAUCCUAGUCCUUUAAAUGAUUUGAAUUCUAAACAGUUUUUGCAAAACUUGGGUAAAAUACAAUUGAGUAGUCAACUUUAUUCAUCUUUUCCUACUCCUAUGCAUCUGUCUCUACCUUCACUGCUCUUUCCAAAUACUCAGUUCUCACUAGUAUCGUCUUCAUCAUCACCAGCGGUCUCAUCACCUGUCUUCAGUAGUGGAAAUCAAAUUCAUCAUUGGCCAUGCACGAACUUCCUAUCAAAUUCAAACAUUUCCAAAUUAACCGGAAAUAUCCCUGUAGGUUAUGAUACUACAUCAUUAUUAAUGCCUUCUGGAAAUCCAAUGUUAAAUAAUUCCAACAAUAGUAAUAAUGUUCAAAAUGGUUUUUUAUCAUAUCCUUUUUUACUUCCUAAUUCAACAUUUACAAACGUUGGACAGCUGAACUUAUGUAAUUCAACUCCUUUGCUAGGAGCAUGUCCAUCAUCUUUGCAAUCAAUGCUUGGCGCAUCAUACAUCGUUGGUGCACAGAACUUUAGUGAUAAUAGUAACAACAAUAACCAAGGUCACAAUCGUAAUACUCUUGAAAAUUGCAUCUGGCUUCCUUAA